Molecule: messenger RNA, 1281 nt
Organism: Trypanosoma cruzi
Lineage: Eukaryota; Euglenozoa; Kinetoplastea; Trypanosomatida; Trypanosomatidae
Exons: 1
Coding region: 1-1281 (426 amino acids)
Source: RefSeq, a predicted model, not a curated record
AUGGGGGACUUGGUUGCCAAUGUACUCUAUUGGCUCCCCACUGCGCUGAUGACUCUUGUCACGUGUGUGACGAUUUUUAUCGCGGUGGGCUUGGCCCAAGGGUUCUUCCGAAAUAGUUUGUUGUCAUUGUCGUGGCGUAAUAUUUUGUUCUUUACUGCCAUGUCGUCUCGUCAGAAACAGCUUUUGGCCUCCAUGCAGGCGGAGGAGCUGGUGGAGGCUGCGUUGCGUUCGGCUGGCUGGAAACAUGUAUUUCUUCGCCGACGUGUGCCUGUGCAGCGACUCGGGCACAACCGUGAGAUUGAUGUGGUUGCAGUGGGCCCUGUUGUACUUGUGGUGGAGGUAAAACAUUGGCGUGGGCAAGUCUGGAGCAACGGCUCGCGUUGGUUCCAGCUCCCCGAUAACUCCAAGCGCGCGUUGGAGUUUGAGGAUAUUCUAGAAGAUAACUUAGUGAAGGCGGCUGCACUUCGUCGAUUUAUAGAAAAUGACCGAAGAAUACCGCUUUCAGACCAUCACAUGCCCGGAAAUCAUCGUUCACCAACCGAGGAGGGUGACAUCACGCAGGAUAAAUCGCGGGGGCACGGCACUUGGUAUACAGAUCGUCGUGUUCAUAAGCAAUGUGGUGAGUUUGUUCUCCCGGUAGUUGUCUUUACGAAUCCUGCCGUGGUAUUAGACCCCAGCACUGUUAAGCAAAAGGAGCGUGUCUUUAGUCUUGCUUCUUUCCAGUUGUUUGCAGAGCAACUUAUGCAGGAAAUGCGAGGACCCUUGGUGCGUGGUGGAAGGCCUUGGGGGCGCUUAGCACAAAGGUUGCGUUCGAUCCUUCUUGGGUCGGUGCAGCGACCCUCGGCGAUUUCAAUUCACGUGGAGGAACGGGUAGCCGCUGCCGUGGAAACAAUGCGGACGUGGGACAUGAUCUACCUGCACAGCGGCCGUCUGAUUCACGGCGAUGUUACGGAACUCCAUUUGUCUUCUAUAAAACUUUGGAUUGAGCGGAAGCACAUUUUGGAUGUGGAAGUUUGGUGGUUUGAUGGAUUUAUUGGCUUGCUGCGGGGUCUUUGGGAAGGCAGUGGCGGAAUGGUGCGUGUGCGAUUUGACGCAGCCCAGCGAUUGUUGAUGGGGCGGGAUGAAAUUGCCAUCCCCAUCGCACCAAGAAACCUGAAGCAUAUGACGGCUAACGAUCGUCUAGUGGUGAAGACGGCCGGAAGCAGAGUUACGGUGACGGUGGCCCUGGCGGAUGUAUGCAGACUGCGAUUUAGUCACCAUAUGGAGGAUUCACAUAUUUAA